This is a messenger RNA of Vitis vinifera (wine grape), 831 nucleotides long. RefSeq names its product S-protein homolog 31. Bases 113 to 535 code for a protein of 140 amino acids. The transcript has a single exon. Lineage: Eukaryota; Viridiplantae; Streptophyta; Magnoliopsida; Vitales; Vitaceae. The record is from RefSeq and is a predicted model, not a curated record.
CUCACGCUCCUAUAUAUAUAGUGCUUAGGGUUUAUACAUGGAGAUAUAGAAGAAAGAAAGGGACAGCGAAAGAAAAAAAGAUAAGCAGCGCUACCACCAUCAUCAAAACAAGAUGAAGAGAAUCUCCAGCUUUCUGCUAAUGUUUUUGCUUGCAGCAUUCAUAAUAUUCAUGUCGCUGAAGCAAUCUGAAAACUUCAGUGGCGCCGAGUAUGAUGUUCGUAUAGUGAACGGGUUCACGGACAAUUCAUCGCUGGCUUUGGUGAUUUGGUGCACAUCCGACAACAAGGAUAUAGGUGGGCGUGCCCUUCAGGUGGGUGAUGAUUUCAGCUGGAGUGUGAAAACCAAUUUAUGGGGAGCCACUCCUUUCCACUGCACCAUGAAAUGGGAUGCAACGAGGAAGCAGUUUGAUGCCUUUCAGGUCCAGCGGGACGUUCAACGAUGUGGCCCUCUUAGGACCUGCUUCUGGUUGGUCAGAGAGGAUGGAUUUUAUUUUAGCAAUGACCAAGUCAACUGGAAGAAAGAUUUUUCAUGGUAAGUGUGAUUGAUUCAAUUUAGGGCUGUCGCCUGUGGACUGCAUGACUCCUAUCUGACCUCUUACUGCCAAUAAUGGCUGCAUUGUCUGUAGAGUAUGGUUAGUGCGGUUAGGAUCAAGUAACAUGUGUAGCAGCCAUCUCCAGUCAUUAAUGGUAUCUAUGCCAUAUUUCCUUCUACACAUUCAGCCAUGACUAAGUAUUCAGUUGUCUUUUCCUUUUCUUUUUUUUUUGAUAGAAAAUAUUGCAAGCUUCCAUGUAAUGUCUAAAUGCCUUACAUAUAAAGGGAGCCCUUCAUAUA